AUGGCGGCGUCCGGUCGCCGCGCGCUCUCCAUCGACAUUGACUCCGUCGAGAAACCAUCCGCGGGUGGCGGCGGAAGAAGCGGCGGCGACGACGGCGCGGAUGACGCCGCACUCGGCGCUGCCAUGCCGAAGACGCCGUCGGAGCGCGUACGCGCUAUAAUCAUGCAGGCCGCCUCGGAGCGGGAGGACGCGGUCAAGGCGGAAUCGAGAGGGAAGCAGCGCGCCGCGGAGCUCCACGCGAAGCGACUGCGCAGUCGGCGGGGCGGCAUCGGUAGUAGCCGGCGCGCCGGCAACAACGCUAGUAGCAACAGUCUCUCCGAGUCUGAUCGCGAUGCGGCGUCGUCUGAUGCGCUUGCGCGCGAGGACGACGCGGCGAGCACGGGAACCGGCGGCGGCGGCGGCGGCGGCGGCGAGAAUUAUGAUUCGCUCGUCGAUAGCGGAUACGGAGAUUUUGUCGCGGAUCGGGAUGAUUUUUCUGACUAUCAAGGAAGCGAGAGCGGGUCGCACAACGACGAGAUACACGGCGGCUUUCACGGCGUGUCAAUUAGUCCGAUCAGGGCGGGGCCUAUGGGUCCGCGGUUCGGCGGAACGAGCCCCGGCAGCCCCGCGAAUUCGGAGAGCCAUCUGUUUCGUCGCGGUCCGAAGGGCUAUAGCGAUGCGGGAACGCCGAUGAGCGACGACGGCCGAAGCGCGGCCGGCGGUGACGUGGCAGAAGACAAUUUCGGAGAAACCGGGGAGGGUGGAGUUGGGGAUUUUUACGGGCAGCGGAAAGUUGGAAACGGGUAUAUUCAAAUGAACGCGGCGGGAACGGUCGCGUCGGGGUUCACGCUGCUGGAUAUGGGGGGUAAACGGCAGCAAUAUGGCGGAUAUUAUCGGGUAAGCUUAGAAAUUAACCCACGUGAGGCCAUGCGUGCGACGCACACGUGCGCGUGUGGAGCGCACGUGAAGGCACUCGCUGGCACACGCGAGCUGAUGAUGAGCACGUGUACAUACUACAUUUACACGCACGCACGCGCAUAA
Messenger RNA from Closterium sp. Yama58-4, 1020 nucleotides. The record is from the annotation of a GenBank genome assembly. Lineage: Eukaryota; Viridiplantae; Streptophyta; Zygnematophyceae; Desmidiales; Closteriaceae.